AUGAAUCCUAACCGCUUAAAAUAUCUGUUUGUUCUUGUCUUUUUGAGUUCCUUAACUUCCGCCUCUUUAACUUGGUACUUUCGCACUUUUCGGUUUUUUUUAAAAUUAGGUGGGCCAUAUAUUCUUGCCAUUGCACUUGCUUUCCAUAAUAUUCCAAUUAUCCCCUCAGGGCCAAAACAUGAUCAAAAUCUUUGGAUGUCUCAGGGUGAAUACCUGAAAUAUUCAUCUUCAGCUUCUAUGAAUGCAAAUGCUUAUUAUAACAAAUCCCUAACGCCCACCCCUGAUCUGAAUAUAAAAACUUUCAAAAAUGGAAGGUUUACAGAAAAAACCUUGGGUCUACGGUCUAGCAACAAUAGCAUCGAGUCAAACAAGGAUAAUUCGAACCGUUCAAACAUUGCAUCUCCAACUAAACACGUAGAAUUUAAUACUUUAACUCGCAAUAUCGCAAAGAUGCCCUCAAAAAAAAUUGAUGAUUCAGGGUUCUCUUCAGAAGAGCUUGAUUAUUUAAAGUUAUCACAAAAUAUGAACUCAAAUAUACUUAUAUCUUUUUUUAUCCACAAAUUUUCCCUUGAGGCAGGGCGUUCUUUUGCUGUUUCUUUCUUUUAUUUAGGUGGAACGCUUGGAUCGAUUUUUACGAGAUUUGAUCCGAAAUACACCACCGAAAAGUAUCUAAAUGUCAGUUGUAUACUCUUAUUUUUUGGAGCAAUUUUGUCCUAUAUUUCUAGCAAUUGGAUCAUCUUGGCUAUCGGGCGUUUUCUUCUUGGAAUGGCUAGUGGGAUUGCCGGCAUAAUGGUUCCUAUUUUUUAUGGCGAUUUACUGAUGGUUGAACAUUCCGAAAGCGAGUAUCUGUCGUUAGCAGCUUUUUUUGGAAUGAUUUAUCCGCUAAUGGCCCCAGGAGAAAUACUUUUUGGUGCUCUCAUCAAACAGUAUUUACUGGAUAACGAUUAUUUGACCUGGAGAGGUUUUAAUUUUGUAACUGGAGUAUUAGCAAUAAUAGCGUUUAUUCUUCUAAACUUUAAUUCUUCUGAGAAAGAUCCAGCUGUUAAAAACCAAAAGGCUCCUGAUGCAAAAAGUUGCAUCCAAAAAAUGCCUAAACAGACAAUGGACAAUUUUUUGAGAACAUAUUUUCAGGAAGAAAGUAAGUUCUUUACAAUUUUCCUCUGCCUCAAUAUUUUUCAACAGUUCUCUUUCAUUAACGGAUACUUUUCUUAUGCAAAAGAGAUAUUUGGCCACCAGCCGAAUAUUUAUAUUCUUUUGGGGGUUGCAAAUUUCGUUGGAACUCUUUUCAAUUUUGCAAUUAAAAAUCUAAAAGACCCGAACGAUACAUCCGAUCAUUGUCUUGCGCAUAUAGCCAAUACUUGGGCUAUGAAGUAUAUCGGUCUAAUUAGUGGAACUGGAUGCACAUUUUUUUCCUUCUUAAUGUUCAUUGGUUUCUCGAAAAAUCUGGAGGUCCUAAAAUUUCCUCCAGCAUUGGCUUUCGUCGUUUUUUUGCAUUUGGAGUUGAAUCUAUCCCUUUGA
Mitosporidium daphniae is the source of this 1518-nucleotide messenger RNA. RefSeq names its product glucose transporter 1. The coding region runs from base 1 to 1518 and encodes 505 amino acids. Gene Ontology annotation, biological process: monosaccharide transmembrane transport. Gene Ontology annotation, molecular function: hexose transmembrane transporter activity. Gene Ontology annotation, cellular component: membrane. NCBI's taxonomy places the organism in Eukaryota, Fungi, Microsporidia. The record is from RefSeq and is a predicted model, not a curated record. The transcript has a single exon.